GGUUAAGAGAGAACCCGGCAGCAAAACAACUAAACUACCCCCAGAAGAAAGAAAGACACACAGUUUGAGAGAAAGCUGAGGUUUUGAGAGACAAAGAUGAGCAGCAGCAGCAGCGAGGCCAAAGCCGGAAAGGGGUUUAGGGGCAAAAUGGAGCACUACUUGUACAGCGGCGACAAGAAGCACGUCAUGGCCGGCAUCGUUCUCAUCAGCGCCGUCUUCGCCGUUCCUUGGUACUUCAUGACUCGAGGGGCAAAGCAUCAAUCCCAUCAAGAUUACUUGGAAAAGGCUGAUAAGGCAAGGAGCCAAAGACUGUCUUCAAGUAGUGCAUCUUCUGCUAAAUGAUGUGAAAGUUUUCUGUUAAAGUAUGUAACUUUCCUCUUGAAUUUUUGUAUGGUUGGAAGGUGUAAGAGGUCUUUGCUUUUUGGCAGUGUGGUUACCUCUUCCUUCUCCUCAGAGGAGUGGCUCUUUACGAUCCUUAAGGACUGUCCUUGAUAUAAAUAUAAUCUCUGAGAAAUACAUUUCAAUAACCAGCUAAAAGCAAACAUCUUUCAUUGUCAUGUUUGGCUGCAGUAGAAGUGAAUUUUUGUUG
Molecule: messenger RNA, 589 nt
Organism: Fragaria vesca subsp. vesca
Lineage: Eukaryota; Viridiplantae; Streptophyta; Magnoliopsida; Rosales; Rosaceae
Exons: 2
Coding region: 97-342 (81 amino acids)
Source: RefSeq, a predicted model, not a curated record